AUGUCAAGGCCUCCAUCUGCAUCUGAGACUACCCCCUCGACUCCCCCGGUGACACCUGCUGCUUCUGCCCAACAUGAUUGCUCUGGACGCCCGAGCUCUCUACAUAGCAAGCAGCGGCGCCACCGCGAUGUUCGGGACCAGCUCGUUCAUAUUGAUCCUCAACACGUUCCCUCUCCAUCCCGCGCUGAAUCCCCCACGGCUCGGCAGUGGGCCAACCCCUCGUCCAAUUCUACUCUAAAAAGAGCUAAAACCACUGCUUCGGACACCCUCUCUCGUCCAGGUCUGUCCUAUACCGGUUACAACAGCCCUCAGCUGUCUGAAAGGGACAGCAUUUUCGCAACACAUUAUCUUCCUUCUGAUAACGAAGCUGCCAGUUCACCGCAACUUCCGCCCGUUGAAGCUGCCUAUCAUGAUGUUCCCUCAAAGCUGAACUCUGACAAUGCCUCUCCUUCCUCGUUUACUCCCAAGGCCCUCUCCUACCAACAUCGCGGCGACGACGCACACAUGGAAGUUGACGUCCGCAGAACACAGCCGUUACGCUCCGCGCCGCUCCUACCCUCCGACACUCCUUUCACAAUAUCGCCUAGCGAUUCAGAUGUGGGGCUAGAUGAGGACCUUGAUAGUUCUACCAGGAGACCGCAGAAGCAUACGUUGGACAAUAUUGCGCCCUACCGCAAAUCGUCUUUGCAUCUUCCGGGUGCGGGUGCGGCUGCCAGUGCACCGCCCCACGGCCUUCACCCGUCGCCUGUGAUUGAUGGUACGUCUCGUCCACAAGAAUUAAUGGUGACCUCCGACAAGCGAGCCACAAAUGCCAGUCCGGGGGGUAGUUCUCAUCAGAAACAAGGACAAUCGCCGUGGGAUUUUGCGAAGGGACCCAAAGUUGAGAGAAGUUCUAGUCGCAGUCGCCGUGGGAGGGUGGAGAACUCGAUUGAAGCCGACAUCACCAAUGCAGAGCAUGCUCCCUAUGUUCGCAGCCGUAAAUCGAGUCAUUAUCUAGGCCUGUUUAAAGAGAACACCGCCACGUCUCCGGAUCGCAAGCGAAGAGAUGACCGUUCCGCAAGGCAUGAUAAUUCCUCUGAGUCGCGGGGCAGGGAGCAACAUGGACCUCAUGCGGAGCAUCGUCACUCUCGGGACGACCAAUAUGAAGCGGACAGUUUCAAGCGACCAGAGGUUCAGGGUUCGAAACGUUUAUCACAGCUUUCGCUUGCUAAUAUCCCAAUGAUCAAGCCGUUCGCGGGUGGCGACUCUCAAGAGGAUUAUACAGCGGAGCAUGUUCCCGCUAAAUCUGAGCAGAAAAGGUUGCCGCGGAGCCUUCUUGAAGAAAUUCGGAACUUUCACCUUACUCCCGGCGGGGCAAGGGGGACGUCUUUCUCGAGAAGUAUCCCUACUCAGUACUCAGAAAGAAGCAAAGCCUUCCAUCCACGCUCUCCCUUUUCGGAUACAGAAGAACCCCAUGUCGGUUCAGGUCCUCUCGAUGAUGAGGAAGACGAGCAGAUCUCUUCUGCAGUGUAUUUUCCACACGAGCGAGUGACAGUCUCCGGUGAAGUCGAUCCCCUGCAGUCUAUUGAAGUGCAUCCACGUGACCUGCAUUCAUUUGAUGAGUCCGCGACGGAGGGGAGCCUCGUUCUAAAGCCAGAGAGACUUACUGCUCCGGAUGAGCCUGAAACUAAUCAUGUGGAUAUAUCCCUUCGAUCUAAGAAUGACAGUAGAAUUCUGCACGGCGAUCUUCAGGACAGGAAGACUCCAAUAGAAGAGCUAAAUGAGAAGUCUAUUGAUUCUAUGUUGCAGCGCCAAACUGAGUACUCCACUGAAGAAUCCGAAGCCUUCUCUGCAGACGACAGUGGAACAUCCGUUCGGGAUGAAGAGUCUAGUGUGACCGAUGAGGCUGAGGUCACACCAACGGCUACCCCCACGCAACGCCCACAUAUACCUCGGCCCCGGCGAAAGCAAGGCGCAGUAACACCAGUCGGAGCCGUGGAGUUGAAACCAUACCGGCAUCAGGUCGGCGGCCAUACAACGGUCUUUCGAUUUUCCAGGCGUGCUGUUUGCAAACAGCUCAAUAAUAGAGAAAAUGAGUUUUACGAGCGCAUAGAACGCAGGCAUCCCGAAAUGUUAAUGUUUCUCCCAAGGUAUAUCGGCGUUCUGAAUGUGACAUUCUCGAAGAAGCGCUCCAAGAAAUCUUCGGAGGCUCAGCUUGAACAAUCAGACGUUGAUGCUACAGAUGAUCCGCAAAAUAAAAAUACUGUCGCAACCACCGGACACAGUUUGCACGAAGCUGCGAAUUCUGUGGAGAAAGAGCGCAUUUUUAGCCAGAAACAAGUCACUGGUAUAGUACCUAAGGUGAUACUCGAAAAUAACCGCCAUAUUAUUCCUGUUGAUCUGUUCUCUCAUAAAAGACCUCGCACAGCGACUGCUGCGCUGUCUGACAUGCGCCCAUCCUCCAACGGGGCCGGGCGCACCACUAACCAGCGAAACCAUGAACAUGGUUCGUUGGAUGAAAAACUCUCCCACUCGCCAGCGAAAAAGACUUGGGGUGCUACCACUGUCAAUCGGAAACUACAAGAACAGGUUCUCAGAGAGGUAUUCAGCCCACCUGCCAUCCACCACCAUAGGCGCCAUGCCCGAGGACUCCUCAACCUACCGAGAACGACAUCUGAUGGCCAUCGUCGGAGCGCCAACCUUUCCGAAGGUCUUAUCACCCGUCAACCUCGCAUUAUGGAACAGAUGGAACCACCCCGAUCUCCUGCCAUUGACAUUGUAAAGAAAGGCAGCGACGGUCCUGGCCUCUCGUCGUCCGCUUCCACGGCUCUUGAGGGUGGUCAGCAGCACCUUGAAUCGGUAAGGUCGGAGGAGGCCGUCCCACGUUCUAGCUCGGUGUCGCGAACUCGAAGAGUACGACGUCGGCACUCCGGCAGUGGCCUGCAGAGGCGGGGAACAAUGGAUUCGGACAAGGGCGGCGGCGAAUUAAUCUUUUUCGAGGAUGAGGGAUACGGUGGUGACAAGGAGGAUGAAAUAUUCUCAAUGGAAAGUGACGCGCCUACGUCUUCUACCACACCUGGCGAAGCAAGGCUCUCUAGCUCCAGCCCGUCUAAAGGGAGUGACCUGAUUCCUCAAGAUAGGUGGACUUCUGGUGGUCCUGUCGUCGAAUCUUCGAAGAGCCCCGCUUUUCCAGGUUUCAACGACAAUAUAUUAUCGCAGCCUCCAGCCAAUCCAAAGGAAGCGCAAACAAGGAAAGAUGACAGGGUGCAGUUCUUCCUUCUGCUAGAAGAUUUGACUGCCGGGAUGAACAAGCCUUGCGUCUUGGACCUCAAAAUGGGCACUCGUCAAUACGGUGUGGAAGCGGACGACAAAAAGCGGAAGUCGCAGAGACGCAAGUGUCAGAACACGACCUCUCAGCAACUUGGUGUUCGGCUAUGUGGCAUGCAGACCUGGAAUGUGAAGAAGCAGGAAUACAUAUUUGAGGACAAGUACUUUGGUAGGGACUUGAAGUCGGGUCGUGAGUUCCAGGAUGCCUUAACACGAUUUCUCUACGACGGCGUUAGUUACUUAAGCGUUGCUAAGAAGAUCCCUAUUAUCCUCGACAAACUGGCGAAGCUGGAGAACAUGAUCCGGAAACUUAAGCGGUACCGCCUUUAUGCCAGUAGCUUGUUGAUCCUUUACGACGGCGAACAGAAUCCCCAACACAAAGCCUCUCAACAUGAAGCGGCUUCAAACGACAAUGCGAGAAAUCAUCUGCAACGCCGUACAUCUGAAGAUGGACAUAAUAACACCGAUGUUUCAUUGAAGAUCGUUGAUUUCGCGAAUUGUGUUACAGGUGAGGAUGAACUUUCGCCAAAUGCCCGUUGCCCACCUCAACACCCAGAUGAUAUUGAUCGUGGCUACUUGCGCGGGCUUCGUACCCUGAGAAUGUAUUUCCAGCGGAUCAUGAAAGAGGUUAGCCAAGAUGAAUAUCUCGAGAGAGGCGAAGGUGAAGGCAUAGCGCUCAACCCCCAAUCAUCGAGCAAUAACCCUACGUCUGACCGCUACUGGGAUGAAAGCGUCAUGGAUCAAGACCCAGGAGAGGUCAGCUUCUAA
Aspergillus nidulans FGSC A4 is the source of this 4074-nucleotide messenger RNA. Its product is annotated as inositol polyphosphate kinase KCS1. Gene Ontology annotation, biological process: inositol phosphate biosynthetic process. Lineage: Eukaryota; Fungi; Ascomycota; Eurotiomycetes; Eurotiales; Aspergillaceae. Bases 1 to 4074 code for a protein of 1357 amino acids. The record is from RefSeq and is a predicted model, not a curated record. The transcript is spliced from 2 exons. Gene Ontology annotation, molecular function: kinase activity.